AUGGCUGAGCUGUCCACCUUGCCUCCUUCUCCACCUCCGCUGGGCGACCCGUGUGCCGCUCCAACUUCCAGCUGCCCCGACUCUGUGAAUGAGCUGCCUCUGCCGAAGUCUUCCCUCUACAACGACAAAGCUUUGACUGGAAACACUUGUUCAGCACUUUCAAGAGGUCCGACCUCGACUGCUCAACCUGAGACGGAGGAGCCAGCAGGGAAGAAUCAGGAAACGGCGACCGGCAACCCAUCUGUUGCAGAGUCCGGUUCUGACCAACCUGGGGCCCAGAUAAAAACCACGCAGGAGCCGUUGUCUCCAGAUUUAAACCCCGGUCCCAAUCUGUAUCCGAGCGUCCAUGUUUCCUCUAACCCGGACCCCGACGUCGCUCAGCCGCAAACCAGUGCAGAUUUCAACCCUGCAACAUCAUCGACUGACGAUGAGGAGAAACCUCAGCCGCCACCGCAAGCACAAAAACCUCAAAACGAGCCGCCGCCGCCGUCCCCAAACCUGGACCCGGUCGCUGAAGAGCUGCCGACUACGUCCACCAGAGCGGCGCCGUCGAGCCCAACUUUGCCUGUGAUCCAAGAGCCAGUCGGCCCGCUGUCGUACCCCAAGCCAAAACCUGCGCCGGACACGCUAAGCUACCUAGACUCGGCCAGCCUGAUGUCGGGAACGCUGGAGUCGCUGUCCGGGUUGGGAGAGGACGGGAGCUCUGUGGGCUCAGACUCUGAGAUCAACGGGCUCACCUUGAGACGCACCGAUAAGUACGGGUUCCUGGGUGGCAAUCAGUACAGCGACACUGGUGAAAAGGAAGUUCGAGUUGAAGUUGCGAGGCAAAGGGAGAUGAAGUGGCUGGACAUGUUCUGCCACUGGGACAAGUGGGUCAAACAUCGCUUCCAAAAGGUGAAGCUGCGCUGCAGGAAGGGAAUCCCGUCGUCCCUCAGAUCCAAAGCCUGGCAGCUGCUGUCCGACAGCCAAGAGCUGCUGGAGGCAAACCCGGGAAAAUUUGAUGAGCUGGAGAGAGAGCCGGGUGAGGCUAAAUGGCUGGACAUCAUCGAGAAAGAUCUCCACCGGCAGUUUCCUUUUCACGAGAUGUUUGCUGCGCGCGGCGGACACGGACAGCAGGAUUUGUACCGCAUCCUGAAGGCCUACACCGUGUACCGGCCUGAUGAGGGCUACUGCCAGGCCCAGGCUCCCGUGGCGGCGGUGCUGCUCAUGCACAUGCCUGCAGAGCAAGCUUUCUGGUGCCUGGUCCAGAUUUGUGAGAAGUAUCUGCCUGGCUACUACAGCGCCGGCCUGGAAGCGAUUCAGCUGGACGGCGAGAUCUUUUUCUCUCUCCUGCGGCGCACGUGUCCCAUGGCGUACCGCCACCUCAAGAAAUUCAAGAUUGACCCGAUCCUCUACAUGACGGAGUGGUUCAUGUGCAUAUUCUCACGCACCUUACCGUGGUCCUCUGUGCUGCGUGUCUGGGACAUGUUUUUCUGUGAAGGAGUGAAGAUAAUAUUUCGCGUGGGCUUGGUGCUGCUGAAGCAGAUGCUGGGCUCGGUGGAUAAACUCCGGGAACUGCAGGGAAUGUACGAAACCAUGGAGCGGCUCAGGAACAUCUCACCCGACACCAUCCGGGAGGACGUGCUGGUGCAGGAGAUCAUAAUGCUGCCGGUGACCGAGGCGCUCAUCGAGAAGGAGUGCAGCGUCCAGGUGAGGAAGUGGAAGGAGUCCAGAGGUGAGCUGACCCACAAACCGGGCCGCCGGCUCCACGGCACCAGAGCCAUCUUGGAGUACAAGCGCCGGGCGUCGGCCAUCAGCUCAGGCGGCAGCUUUUCCUUCCUGGGCAGCUCUGCGCCGCCGCCGGGGCCGCUGCGCGCUUCGUCCAGCCUGCUCUCCCUGCCCGGUUUCCGGAAAUCCAGGGCUCCCUUCUUCUCCCAGCCUAAAAAAAUCUCCUUCUCCGGUCCUUCUGGGGCGGAGAGUCAGUCGCCUGUCGCCUCAUCGUCGGGCCAGAAGCCGCCGAUCCCUCCGGGCGCGGCUCCAAAGGCGACAACGCCGCACGUCCAGAGCCCGUUAGCCGCGGAGAGCAGCUCAGCACAAAUCCAGCCGGCUCCGCCAAACACUCUGUCGCCGAAGAUCGUUUCAGAGCAGAUCACUCCCACAAUCCCAUCGCCGACGGCCAACAACGCGCCGCUGCAACCGCUGCCGCAACCGCAGCCGCAACCGCAACCGCAACCACCAAAAGAAUCAACCCCAUCUGUGUCCGGAGAGGACGAAGGGAAGAAGAGGAAGAAAAGCAAAGAAGACAAGAAGAAGGAAAAGGAAGAUGAGAAGAAAAAGCUGAAGGAGAAGAAAGACAAGGAGAAAGUUGAAAAGGAGAAAGCGAAGAAGGAAAAGGAGAAGAAGAAAGCGGGGAAGAAAAAGGACAAAGGGACGGAGGAGAACGGAGCGACGGCCGCGGCGAAAGAUUCAACCUAGUUUUUCCCACAAUAGUUGGAAAAAAAGGGGAAAGACGGACAGAAAAACCUGAUUAAUUUAAGAUGGGGUGACUUCCUGUGUCAUUUCUGAGACUUUAUAUAUUUGAAAGACUGAUGGAGAUGAAGAUGAUCAAGACUGGAUUAUGGUUUUAAAAGCACCUGGAGUUGCGGAUUACCUCUCAAUGCUUUUUUCCCCCCAGCAACACAACUGGAGCACAGGCUGCACUGCAAAAACACAAAGUAUUACCAGGGAUUUUUAGUCUAAACUUUAGUGCAAACAGCUUGGUACAUUUGAGGUACAACAAAACUAACUUAAGUUACUUUUCAGCAAGAAGUAGGAGAAAAAAUGUUGUAUUAUUUCACUUAUAACAAUGGAAUAUUAGGCAGACACUAAGAAAACAUUACAAAAAAUGAGCAAAAAGUCCUAAAAUGAUGAGAAUAGUCGUAAUGAUACGAGGAUAAAGUCACAAUAUUACCGCUUUAUUCUCGUAUUAUUACAGCUUUAUUAUGUUCUUCUGACUUUAUGCCCGUAAAAUUAGGAAUUUAUUCUCGUAAUCCUACGACUUUAUUUUCAUGCGACUUUAUUCUUGUGUUAUUACGACUUUAUUCUUGUGUUAUGACUUUAUUCUCGUGUUAUGACUUUAUUCUUGUAAAAUUAAGACUUUAUUCUAAUCUUUUUGUCUUGGUAAAACACUCCAAAGGUCCUUUUUCUUGCUGAAAAGUCACUUUUAACUAAGUUUUGUCUUAUUUCAAGUGUACUGAGGUAUUUGGUCUAGAAA
Messenger RNA from Poecilia reticulata (guppy), 3232 nucleotides. NCBI's taxonomy places the organism in Eukaryota, Metazoa, Chordata, Actinopteri, Cyprinodontiformes, Poeciliidae. The record is from RefSeq and is a predicted model, not a curated record.